Chlamydomonas reinhardtii is the source of this 2051-nucleotide messenger RNA. RefSeq lists its product as uncharacterized. The record is from RefSeq and is a predicted model, not a curated record. Gene Ontology annotation, molecular function: ethanolamine-phosphate cytidylyltransferase activity. Gene Ontology annotation, cellular component: cytoplasm. NCBI's taxonomy places the organism in Eukaryota, Viridiplantae, Chlorophyta, Chlorophyceae, Chlamydomonadales, Chlamydomonadaceae. The transcript is spliced from 10 exons. Gene Ontology annotation, biological process: phosphatidylethanolamine biosynthetic process. The coding region runs from base 233 to 1564 and encodes 443 amino acids.
CUUCCAGGUCUGAGUUGCCAAGUAAUCGUAUCAGCAAAUCAGUGCGAACAGUUCUAACACCCACUCCGACAUCAGUGUCUAACUUGCUUUUGUUGGCAGCGGGAAAGCACCUUAGAUUGACACAUCAAGCAGGCGAUACUUUCUUCAUAGUGAAGGGGUUCAGCUCCGCGGAGACAGUCCACGUUCACGUUCGAGUCCGGCGCCCCUGCGCUGAACUCAGAUCGGCAGCCAAAUGGUCUUACUCGAUUCGGUCAAGCAAAAUCCAUUGCUGUGGACUUGCGCUGCUGGAGUCGUCGGCCUGGGCGUCAGCCUGCUGUCAUGGAAAGCUGCCAAGGCAGCGGAGCUGUAUGUUCCGAUUCAGUACCAAUACCGGCCGGGGACCAUCAGCGGGUGGCUUGCGAACGCUCUAGCCAACCACUCCAAGAGCCGGCGAAAGCGCCGCCCCGUCCGCGUGUACCUUGACGGCUGCUUCGACAUGAUGCACUACGGCCACGCGAAUGCACUACGCCAGGCUAAGGCGGUGGGCGAUGAGCUGGUGGUGGGGCUGAUCAACGACGCGGAGAUUAUGCGCUGCAAGGGCCCGCCCGUCAUGAACGAGGAGGAGCGGCACACGCUGGUGGAGGCUGUCAAGUGGGUGGACGAGAUCCUCACUGGCGUUCCCUACGAUCUGAACCCGGAAUUUGUGAACGAGCUGUUCACCAAGCACCGGAUAGAUUACAUCAUCCACGGUGACGACCCCUGCUUGCUGCCGGAUGGCUCGGACGCGUACGCACACGCGAAGAAGCUGGGGCGCUUCAAGAUGGUCAAGCGGACGGAGGGCGUCAGCACCACUGACAUCGUGGGCCGCAUGCUCACCUGCAGCCGCGUCAACCACUUCAUCAACGCAGAUGAGCCGCACCCGCUGGCCAAGUCGUUCAGCAUGGGCACGCCGCGCGAGGAGUCCAACGCUGAGGCCUCCACCAGCGACGCCUCCACGCGCACCACGCUGUCCAAGUUCCUGCCCACCAGCCGGCGCCUGGUGCAGUUCUCCAACGGCCGCGUGGCACCGGAGGGGGCGCGCAUCGUGUAUAUCGACGGCGCCUUCGACUGCUUUCACCCUGGGCACGUCAAGAUCCUGCAGGCCGCCAAGGCCCAGGGUGACUUCCUGCUGGUGGGGCUGCACACGGACGAGGACGUGCAGGCGCGCCGCGGGCCGCACCUGCCCAUCAUGAACCUGCACGAGCGCAGCCUGUCGGUGCUGUCCUGCAAGUAUGUGGACGAGGUGGUGAUCGGCAGCCCGUGCGUAAUCACGGAGGACCUGAUGACGACCUUCAACAUCAGCGUGGUGGUGCGCGGCUCCAUGUCGGAGACCAGUAUGCUGGGGCCAGUGGAGGAGGAGCGGUACGAGGUGCCUCGCCGCAUGGGCCUGUUCACGGAGCUGCCCAGCCCCAGCGACGUGUCGGCGCGCAACAUUAUCCACCGCAUCGUGGACAAGCGCGCGGCUUUCGAGGCGCGCAACGCCAAAAAGGUCAAGGGCGAGGAGGCCUACUACACCGGGGCCAAGCAGUACGUGCAGGAGUUGUGAACGGCGCCCAGCUUGGUUACCGCGGUUCAGGUUGAAGGCGCUGCCUGGUGCACGUGUGAGGGUUACUGAUGCUCGAAUAGUGCGUUUUGUGUGUACGUUGUAUCGUAUGUGGCUAUGGCGUCCUGAGGCGGUUUGGUACGGCCGUCGGAGGAAAGGCGUGAGGCACAAUGCGUUGGCGAUGUUUUGAUGUGGGCGGGAGGUUUGCGGGAUGCUUGCUGUGCGAUUGUGCGCGACUGUGGACCAGGGGGCUUCUAGCUGACGAGUAUAUGCUGCUUUCAACGAAAUGCUGUGGGGCGGAUAGCCGCCGCCGCUAGUGACGUGGACAAGCUCAGGAGCAUGGCUGCAAUGUGCCGAGUAGGCUCUGGUAUUGCGUUGACGUGUAUUGGACGGACAGACGAAUGGCGUACCGUACCGUUUAGACGACACAAACGGAUUUACGGACACUGUAUGUGGCUCAUUUCAUCACACUCUGUAAGAUGAUAAUGCA